AGAAAUGUCGCUUCUGUGCUUGACUGAAUGAGCAAAGGAAAUUGUAGCAAAUCGUUCCUACAAAAGUUACAAGGGUCAAACUCUGUAAUUGACAACAUGACGCACAGAUAUGUUCGUCUGUUCCCAAUACUGUUAGGAACAUCAAGACCAGGUGUUGCAAAUAGACCUUUCGCCCUAAACUGCACACGAUCUAUAGCUUCGUCUCAAAACGAUGUAGUAGACCUCACCGAAAAUCCAUUCUUUCAAAAGUAUGCAGACAAAAUACAACACCUACAAAAGUCCAAUCCUGAAGAAUACCGAAAAAGAUUGGACCAACUGAAAGCAUUAAAACAGUCGAAAAGAGAAGAAGGUAAAGUGGAAACCGAGAACAAAACAAGCCAAAAAUCAACCGAAAAAAAAUUGCCUGUGACUAAAAAGACUAAAACACUGGAUGAUAUUUUAAAAUUGGAAAUGGUAAUGAAGUUAAAGGCAGAAGAUAUCCAGAAAUUGUGGGUGGACAGAUAUGCAAAUAAAGAUGCUGUGUGCGCUGUGAUAUCUUCCCAAUCAUACUGCGUUAUAAGAACCAUACUUGAGAAAUAUCCUGUGUUUGUUUUCCCCCUUCCACGCAAAGAUGGGUACGAGAUAUUUGUUGGCCAAUUUUCCAACAACGACAUAUACUUCACAUCGCUUAUCAAUUAUCAACAACACAAAGAAAAUGCUCCCAGCCAACUUACACUCAACCAUUUUACUGAACUGGAGUCAGAAAAAGGUAUUGUUCUAAUGUCUGGCCCAGUUUUCGACGACGCACUGUCCGUUACAGACGCCCAGUUGCUCGCUUACCAAGUCCAGCACUUCUGUACUGAACAUCCAAAGCUUAUCAGAGGCUUUAACGUAUCCCCUCAGGACUUUGAUAUUAACAGCGUUAUUUCGUCGCUCGACACAGGCCUUUUGUCCAAGACCAGCUCAUUAAAUAAAUAGAACAUGUUACUAUCUGCCC
Messenger RNA from Ciona intestinalis (vase tunicate), 976 nucleotides. The record is from RefSeq and is a predicted model, not a curated record. NCBI's taxonomy places the organism in Eukaryota, Metazoa, Chordata, Ascidiacea, Phlebobranchia, Cionidae.